Molecule: messenger RNA, 2445 nt
Organism: Morchella importuna
Lineage: Eukaryota; Fungi; Ascomycota; Pezizomycetes; Pezizales; Morchellaceae
Exons: 10
Coding region: 1-2445 (814 amino acids)
Biological process (GO): regulation of transcription by RNA polymerase II; DNA-templated transcription
Cellular component (GO): chromatin
Molecular function (GO): zinc ion binding; DNA-binding transcription factor activity, RNA polymerase II-specific; RNA polymerase II cis-regulatory region sequence-specific DNA binding
Source: RefSeq, a predicted model, not a curated record
AUGGCGCGAAAGAGCAACCGUAAAAACUCCAUUUCGGGACUUAGUUUUCCGGCUUCAUCGGUGGCUAAGCCUGGCACCAAGGCAAUCUCACAAGCUCUCAAGUUGAGACGCUAUAUUGAUAUACAACUUAAAGAUGUUCUAGAGGAGUCCGCUCGAGGAAAUUGGACAGAGGAGGAUGAAAGGUUGUGGCAGGCCACAAAACCAUAUCAAUGCGAUGAGUGCAAAGAGAGAUCUAGCACAAGAUACAACAAUAAUCGCCACAAGUUGAAUAAGCAUUCCAUCAAGAAGAUCACACGGUGUCCAUUUCCAGGAUGUAAACUGGCCUUUUCCCGAGGUGAUAACUUGGUCAAGCACCAAAAAAAGCACCAUCCUGAGAUGGAACAGCCAGAUGAAGAUCGUAACAGCUCACCAAGUACAGAAAUGGAGGAAAUGAUUGCUCGCUUUCAACUCGUUCUUCCAACUGCUCCUGACCUUCCCGCAAAAUCAGUACCUGAACUUAGGCCUUAUUAUAUACCAGAUAAAUUGCCAUUUUUACCUCCGCAGUUACUAUCCCAUUACUCGGACUAUUACUUUUCUUCGAAGGCUUUUCAUCCAUAUUUCCCUUUACUUCAUAAGGCGACCUUCAAACCUAGCUCAGUCCUAGCAAGCUUCCUCAGAGCGGUUUGUGCUCUAGGAGGCCAAUAUGAUCCUACCAACAAGACAUUAAGUCCACAACUCUGGGAGAGUGGGGUUAAGGUUAUGGAAAGAUGGAUUGAAAGAGGACCUGGGGACACUGACGAAGUCGACCUUGAAAGACCAAAGCGGAACUCGAUAGGCGAAGAAGGGAUCUACAGGAUGAAAGUACGAAGAGAUAGCAGUUAUGCAAUCCCUGAGGGAAUGGUUAAACCCUGUGAAACAAUCAGCGAUGAUGAGCCCACAGAUCCAGCCAAACUGGUUUUGAAGAAACACGCGGAGCGUAAAGAACGUGAAGAAAGACUCUGUGUCUUACAAGGACUCUUGUUGUUUUCGAUCUAUGCUCUUUUCUCGGGCGAGAAAGAAAAACAUAAGAAAGGAAGAAAUCUACUUGCCCGAUGUGUUGAGAUCGCAAGGGAAUAUAGAUAUUUCUAUGAGGUUGAAAAACCCAUUCCUACGGGAUCCUCCGUACAGCACCAAUGGGAACUUUUUGUUUACAGAGAGUCCCGAAAGAGGGUUGCGUUUACGCUGUUUCUAGUUGAUUGCUACAUGGCUCUCCUUUUUGAUACCCCUCGCCUUCUUCGUUCAAUGGAGCUUCGAAACCUCCCAUUGCCGUGUGAUGCUCAACUCUUUGAGGCACCAACUUGCCAGGCCUGGAACCAUCUGUGGCAAACAAGCCAACUCCACGGCUCCGUAAAUGUUUCACCACCUCUAUUUGGGAAGACACUCCGUAUCCUACUCAAGGGUCGUGGUCAUAGCGAACUUCUACAGGCUGGGGGUCUGGGAAGUAACUUCUCGGCAUUAAUAUUGGCUGCAGCCAUCCAGAUGGAGAUUCUUGAUAUUACGAGUAGGUUACCAGAAGAGGAUUUUGAUGUCGGCGCUGAAGAACCGGCCAAUUUGAGCCAAGCCGAUUACGAGAAUGGAAGACUACCUGAAAUCUUUCCUGAAGAAAGCCGCGUCGAGCUACAAAGGUUGCGGCAUGCCCUAAACACCGUUGGGCAGGUUUCUGGAAUUGCAAAUAUGAGGCUCAAGGGUUGCGAGAGAGCGUUCUACAUAUCGAUGCAAUUGGCUUUGAUCCAGAUCAUCCUUCCGGAUCGUGUGACAAUCUAUCAGAAAGAUGUUCCGAUGGACAUGGACACGGCUUUAUCGAACAUCGUGGACGCAGCAAAGGAGCGAUGCUAUUCAGUCACAGCCAACGCUUCAACACAUACAUCCUUCACCCGGGUUUUGGAAGAGACCGAUUUACUGCCACAUUUACUCGGACUUAUAAGAUUUUUAGGAGCAUAUCAAGAUAGUGCUAGAAGUACAGAGUUUCCCGUGGUCACCGUGAUGAUUUUUAAAGCACUGAUGGUGGUAUGGGAGGUUCUUGUACGAAUCGGGGAGGGAAGCAGCGGGUCUGUCGGGUACAACAUGAUGGAAAAUGUGGCUAUGUAUAACUGGGCGUAUGACCCACCGCAAACGAACGAGACUUGGAUGUUGAUGGUCGACGAUGUCAAUUGGGAUGAUCUCCUUGGGAGCGGCCAUCAAGAGCCCCCGAGAUCAUUACCACCUGUGGAGAACUUUCGACACGAGCUCCUGGGGCUUCUUAUGCGCUGGGAGUUGAGAAAUGAAGAGUCAGAGGGGUUAGAGAGCUUGGAGUGGAGGUUUCUUAGGUGGAUGAGGAGUCUUUUCACGGAUAUGGAGCAUUGGGGUGUUGGACAGGCAGUUGUUAAUGCCCUAGAUGGACUUUUUGAGGAUCAGGAUGAUGAAUCAGAAACGUGCGAGGAUGAAUAG